ACAACGCACAUGUAUGGAAGAAUGCCCUGGGCGGAUGGGGGAAGAUCACACACAACACCACCACUAAGCUUAUACCGUUUACUCAAAACCAUGUUACACACAAUGGCGUUGCCGCUCUUCAAUAUGUAAGCCUAAUAUAAGAUGGGAGCAACGUCCUUAAGCAUUUAUUGCCCAUGUUUUAUUUUAAAAUUAUGUGUAUUGCAGUGAACAACAGUUUAAAUGGGCUUUAAUGACGUUGACCUUGAAAGUGUAAGCAGCCGACUUGCUGUGCUAUUUUUAACUUGCCUGUAAACAAAGAUCGAAAGUCUCGGCAUCGGAGCAGUCGCAACAUUUCACACUGAAGGACUUUAACUCCUCUUGGCAGUAGUUGCAAUACAAUCUUGGGGGGCUCUCUGAAAGAAAAAUAAUGUAAAAUGUUAAUAAAGUAGAUUAGUCGACAUAAAAACACGUUAAAGUUCAAAUAAACAGUCGAUAAACAGAGUAACUCACCGGCCAUUUCUGGGGACGGACGGGGAAUUCUCGCACACCGGCAGCUGAUGACGUCAUUAGACCUUCACCCACAAUGCAACUUUGUCUGUUGCAGAGAAAAAAAGAGAAAACUUGCCGAUCAAGAUUGAAAUGGCAGGACCUUCUGUAAAACUCAGCCUUGAAUCUCUACAGGAGCACAAAGUGCAAGAAAUUUCUCUCGAUGGAUUGGAGACUUACACAAAACCCCUGUCUAUGUCAGAAAACUUGGCAAAAUUGGCCCACAAGAUAGAUUUCGCUACCCAGUCUGAUGCUGAAUCACCACAGAAAGAUGCUCAGGACACAGAAGAUAAAGAGGCUACAACUUCAUUCCAGCAGCCACAAUGGCCAUGGGAGUCAGUGAGGAACAAAGUCAGGGCUGCUUUGACAGAGAUGAGUGUACUGUCAGAUGUUCUUCACAUAGCCAGAUCAGCCAACAAGGAACAACCCUACAUGGUACUGGAUCCAGUAUCAGUAGAGGGAAGCACACCCAAGCAGCAUGCUCUGCAAAUUGUUGAAAAAAAGAAGAGUUUGGAUGCAGCUGCCAGCAUCUUGACCAAUGGAGCUACCCGCAUGCUGCAGUCCAGACGAUUUGGAGGCAGCGCAGAGAAGAAGAAUGCAAAGGAUGAUUUCUUUGGAGAACUCCAUCGACUCAGAAUGCAUUGGAGGCUGAAGAAAAUUGGCAACAACAUUCUAGGAGAUCUUAGCUUCAAGACUGCUGGUUCUCGUUUUUGGCACACGGGCACCUUUGAAGUGGCUAAGUCUACUGACCAGGAGAUAGAGGAGGCUGAACAGAAAGGUAUCCCACCUUGUGCUAUUAGGGUUACCAUACCAUCUGAUCUACAGGGUACUAGCUACAUACAGGUGCUAAUACAAGAAGGCCAAGCUGAUAUUGCCAGUGCCUUGGUGCAGAAUCCCAGCAGAAGCCAUGUCUCUUCUGAUGCGCACUGGCAGGAGAGGUUAGAAGCUGCUCAGAAUGUUCUCUUCUGUAAGGAACUCUUUGCACAGAUUGCUAGAGAAGCAGUGCAACUAAAAGCACCAGUCCCUCACCUUGUAGUUGGGAAUCAGAUAAUCUCUCACAUCUUUCAUGGUGUUCAACUCUGUAUCACACUUUGUCAUGACACUAAUAUGGACAAAAAGACUGAGGCUGCAGUGAAACCAAACCAUAGCCAUGCCCUUGAGCAUUCCCUCCAUCAGUUGCUUCGAGAACUUCACCGUGGCAACCUGAAUGGAGCUACCCCUAGGCCUAUCACAGCUGUUCACACUGCAGCGGCAAAACGUAGGAGAACUAUGUCUCUUCAGGCUGCAGGGCACAAGGAAAUUGCUCAAAUUCAACAGACGGAAUGUUUACUGGAGAAGAUUAUGAAGCAGGCAAAGCACAUUGUCCUCAGGCACAGGGUUGGGAAGUUACUAGAUGACAUGUCAGGAGAGUAUGAAGAUCCCAGUAUCCAGGCACAUUGGGGAGCUAUGACUCAACCAUUGCAAUCAACAGUCAAAGUUCAUAUGACCUCCAGUGGAUACAUCUAUGAACAACUACUCAGGUCUUCUCUCCACUUAUGUGUAGAGACGGAAAGUAUUCAGGCGGUAAUGAAAGAUGGGCGGGUCGUUAAACUUACACACCAUCUACAAGAACUACGAGAUCUCAUCACGUGUAUGGUCUCGCAACAUCAAGUGUUAAUCCUGGCCCAGCUAUGUAAACACAUGAGCAUGCACAUGCUUCAAAAUAACAUUCAAGUUGGGACAGGACCAGCUGCCAAGCUAGGCAGUACCUCAGCACUCAUGUUCACAACACCCAAUGGUCAGAAGACUGUAGCAGUGCGCUCUGAUCCCCUGGAAGGCAUCACCGUGAUGGUUCAGGGGUGCAAGGCAUCGCCCCUUUUACCCCAACCUGAGAUCCUCAGCGAUGUUGUUACCGAUGAGAAGUGGGAGAAUCUACCCAAGGGCUUCCGGGAGGUGGACAUGGCUCGGAUGCCAGGACGAAACUUCAUCCAUAAGAUGGAGAUGCUUCUCGCAACCCUUGCCAAAUGAGACUACACAAUGAAAGCAUUGGACUGUAUGAUGUAAAAUGUAAUGAGGGUAACUCCUUAUACACUGGAAUAAACAUGUUUUAUGCAUUGUUUCAUAGGUGCUAGCUCUCACAGCAGUGCAUGAGCCCCAGUUUGCCCCCAGCCUCUCCAUCCAGCCAGCGCUUUUAAGAACAGCUUAUAAGUUAAGUCAGUAGAGAACUCUAUAAAGUCAUGUCCGACAUGGAAAGCUGGCUAGCCUGGCUGAUUCCUGAGUAUUGAAUAAAGGGUGAUCAGGUACUCGGACCACUUUGUGCAUGAGCAAAGAAGAAAUGUAAUACAUACCUUUCUUAAUACCCUGUUCCCACUGCCGUUCACCUGUUAUGAUUGGCGUGUCGUAGCUGAACAGGAAAUUUUUUUAACCAUCAGAAUAUUUCUCUACAAUCACGACUGACCUUAAGAUCUGACACAAUCAAUACAAUUAAUCCAUGAUUUAGACCACGGUUUCAAUCGUGCAAAUGAUGAAAGUGGAAACUAGGUAAAAUAGCAUAUUGGAAGGAACAUUUCUUUCAGUUUGAAUAUAAGUGUUUCUUUAAAAGGUUUCACUGUCUUAAGGAGUUAAAGGUUGUACUGUGUGGACAUACAUGUAACUCUCCUAAGGGAAAAGACUCCCUCUUGCCAUGCUAACGAAAUCUAUUAUUCCUCCUUUCAUGAUAGUCUUUUGUGAUUCAAAUAUUUAUCACAAAACACAUUGAAAUCAAAUUGGGCAUUCCCUAAGGAAUUACUGGUAUUCAGUGGCAUAGAUAUGUAAUGAUUUAUUGAUUUGUUUGGUAGUUCACAAUCCAAUUAUUCAGAGAUAUUGAUCAAUGCAUGAUUGAUGGCAUAGAAAUAUGCAUUUCCAAAGUAAUCAUGUUAUUUCAUAUGAAUUUUCUUAUCACAAGCAUGGGUCCUUAUGUUUCUUUAGAAAAAAUUGUAAACAAAAUUCAUUCACAAUUAACUCACAAGUUUCAGAAUUGUUAAAAAAAUAUUGAUUUUAUAUUUAUCAUGUAACAUGUACAUGUAGAAGUAAUGGAUAAGUGAUAUUAAAUUGCUUUAUAUAAAAAGUAA
Molecule: messenger RNA, 3614 nt
Organism: Lytechinus pictus (painted urchin)
Lineage: Eukaryota; Metazoa; Echinodermata; Echinoidea; Temnopleuroida; Toxopneustidae
Product: mediator of RNA polymerase II transcription subunit 17-like
Exons: 13
Coding region: 619-2532 (637 amino acids)
Biological process (GO): regulation of transcription by RNA polymerase II
Cellular component (GO): mediator complex; core mediator complex
Molecular function (GO): transcription coregulator activity
Source: RefSeq, a predicted model, not a curated record